AUGUCCAUGAAGAUGAGGGCCGUGGGCUACUUCAAUGCGGGAACCAUCAAGAUCUUCGGACAGCUGCGACUGCCACUGGUGGCUUUGGUCUCUACAUAUCUUCUCUCACGGCGCUACUCUCGAGAGCAGUGGCAGGCCAUUGUUUUGGUGGCGCUUAGCUGCUUUCUCUUCAUGUGGUUCAAGGAGAAGCAGGGCCGAAGUGUCAAGGGCAACGACCAGCUUGAUGUUCAAGGACUCCUACUUUUGGCAGGCUGGAUUCUGCUGAACGUGCUUGGUGGUGUUUUUGCUGAGCGCGCUUACAAGAGUGGAGACAAGCCUUUCUUCUCCAAGAAAGUCUCCGAGGACUUCGGAUACCUGGUCCUGAACCUCCUGAUGCUGUUUGUGGUGCCCUGCUGCGAUCCAGACGAAAACGUGUUUGAUCGCCUGCGUCGUCCAGGGUGUUUAUUCGAUUCUUGGGAUCGCCGGACAGUUGCGAUGGUGGUCAUGCUAAUGCUGGAUGCCACAGCCAGCAACUGGCUGCUGCAGGAGUUCUCCGCGCUAACUAAGUCCGUCAUGAAAGCCUUCUGUGUGGCAAUCAUCUAUUUCAUGUCGCUGACCUACAGGGAGGCGAGGGACCAAAGGAAAACCGGAACCUGUUCCUUGAACUGCUCGGCACUGCUGGUCGUCGGGCGGCUGGGCAGCGCUGGGCAGAGUUCAGGAGAGAAGUGCCUCGAGAUCGCCAGCUUGCAGUGCUUAGGUGCUCUCUUUACUAUGCGGAAGUGGCAUCCACGCACUGAGCUGCGGAGGUCUGAUGCGUUCAUCAACCUUCUGCUGAGCUUUGAGCUUGAAGCCAGAUCUGCGGAGUACCCGCAGCUCGCGUCCUCACAGGCGGCGAGGAACAUGGCCACCGUCGUAAAGGCGGCAGCCCAGGCAAAACUCCAGGCAGCUAAGGCAGUGCCCAAGGCGCCCGGCCCUGCCAAGGCAGCCGCCAAGGCCACUGCGCCAGCGAAAGCAGCGCCAGCACCAAAGCCGCAGGCCUCCCCGAAGCAGCGCCCGGCGACCCCGAGCGCAGCCGGGUUGGUAGUGCCGGCGAAGAAGUCGGCUCCCAGCGCGCCGGAGGUGGUGCAGCCCAAGGCAGAAGCCGUCCCUAAGAGCGCUCCUGAGGGUGGCGAAGAG
This is a messenger RNA of Symbiodinium pilosum, 1155 nucleotides long. Lineage: Eukaryota; Dinophyceae; Suessiales; Symbiodiniaceae. The record is from the annotation of a GenBank genome assembly.